Entamoeba dispar SAW760 is the source of this 3648-nucleotide messenger RNA. Its product is annotated as serine-threonine protein kinase, putative. NCBI's taxonomy places the organism in Eukaryota, Evosea, Mastigamoebida, Endamoebidae. The transcript has a single exon. The record is from RefSeq and is a predicted model, not a curated record. Gene Ontology annotation, molecular function: protein kinase activity; ATP binding. Gene Ontology annotation, biological process: protein phosphorylation. The coding region runs from base 1 to 3648 and encodes 1215 amino acids.
AUGAAAUGGGUAUUUACACUUAUCCUAAUAAAUUUUUGUUUUGGAAAUAAUUCCCAAGAAGUCAAACAAGAAGAGUUUGAAAAUGAAGGAAAGUGUGGAGACGGUAUUUGGGAUUGGUUUAGUGAAGAAUGUGAUGGAACAAGUGGAUGUGGAAAAGAUUGUUUAUGUAAGAAAGGUUACACGGCAAAUGGUAAUGGGACAUGUGUCAUGUCAUGUAUGUUUGGAGAUGGAUGUAUUGGUGGAUGUACUGAACCCGAUGUAUGUGAUGAAUGUAAUACAACAAAAGGGUAUACAGAAGAUUGCCAAGGAUGUCAAGAAGGUUAUAUGUGGUUUGGAGAAGGGAUAUGUCAACCAUACACAAGUCAUUCUAUGCACACCUGUUUUAGUUUUCUUAAUUUCACUCGUUAUCAAACAGCUGGACUAGGAGUUGCAUUUCCAUUUGAUAUUUUAAUUGGAAAUAACCAAAAAGAAAUCAUUGCAAAAAUUCCUAAUAUCCCAGCUCAAUUUCAGUCAUUAUCAAUUUCAAGAUGUUCAAGAUUUGUUGAUAUGAUGAAACCAUACACAUAUGGGUAUUGGUUUAAUAUAACCUUUGAGAAAGCUUCAAAGAUUAUGAUAGAGGUUGAAAAUGUUUAUUCUGCAGAAACUAGAAAUUAUUAUGACACAAUUCAACAUGAAAUUGGUAGUGAUAUGGCUAUUCUCAUUCAAAAUGAAUGUCCAUCAACUACUGAUCUUAGUUAUAGAGUGAAAUGUAUUAUGAGAAAUGGAGGAACAAGUAACUAUGUAAGAGUACCAAGAAUGUAUUAUGAAGCAACAGCAAACAGCAAUAUUUUUGCUUUUGUCCAUACUAAAUAUGCAAGUAAACCAAUGGGAGGAUUUAAUAUUUAUUUUAAUGAAAUAAAACAUGUAUGUUCUUACACUGCUUCCACUAUUAAAUGGCAAAACAUUGUUAAAGGAAAUUAUUAUGUUGAUUUAAACUUAGAUAAUGCUAUUCAAUCAAACUCUGUUUGUAAUAAGAAUAAAGUAAAAGGUUUUUGGUAUAGAAUACCUGGUGCCGAUCAUACAAUUAUAAUUUCAUCAUGUAAUUCAACAGGAGAUUAUGACGUUUCAUUUAAUUUGAUUAGAUAUAAACCAGAUGAUUAUGGAUAUACUUCUUAUGAUGAAGAUAUUUCUAAUGUUGAUUGUAGUGAUUCAUCUCAUACGGAAUGUGUUUUAACGAGAACAGAUGGAUGUGCUAGUGAUUCAAAAUUAGCUAAAAUGACUAUCACAAUUAGCCAUGAAUAUGACUAUUUAUUAUUUGUUGGGAUAACUGAAGAAUAUGAAGCAAAUGUAAAAGUUAGUUUUGAUAUUACAUGUCCACAAGAAUGUGGAUCAAAUGGUAAAUGUUCUCCUUAUUCUGGACAGUGUGAAUGUUAUAAUAGUUAUACUCUUAUUGAUGAAGUAUGCACAAAAUGUGGUAAUGGUAAAUUAGAUAAUGAGGAGGAAUGUGAUAAUUCAGUUGAAGGAUAUCAAGACAGUUUAUGUACAAAUGCUUGUAAUUGUAAAUAUGGUACUCAACCAAUGACUGUUAAAGUCAAUGGUUCAAUUUCUACUAAAUGUGCUGUUCCAACAUGUGGAAAUGGAAAAAUUGAUGUAUAUGAAGAAUGUGAUGGAGGAUAUGGAUGUGAUCAUUGUGUUUGUGUAAAUAUGACAAAGAAAUAUUCAAAAGCAAGAAUUGAUUGUUUACAAUCUAGUUGUGGUGAUAAACAAUUAGAUGAAGGAGAAGAAUGUGAUGGAGGAGAUGGUUGCAUUGAAUGUGAAUGUCAACCAGGAUGGUAUAGUCAAGAAAAAGCACAUUGUUCACCUCAGUCAUUAUUGGUAAGACAAUUAAAAUAUUGGGGAACAUUAGUUAUUGUUUAUUGGAUCUUCUUUUUCAUAUUAUUAUUUAUUCUAAUUCUUCUUUAUAUAAAAUUAACUAAAAAAAUUAAACAAGAAAUUGAUGAUGAAAAAUUAGUGAUUUUUGAAAAUACAAUUAUUCCAUUUGAUAAAACUAAUUCUCAAUACAUUGAUUUAAAACAAGAAAAUCCUUACUUUUCAUUCUCAACAACAGAUAUUGAUUUUGGUGAUAAAAGGCCUGAAAUAGAUGAGCCAAUUGAAACAACAAUCAGUUUAAAGAAUAACUGGAAAGAAAAUCUUCAUUUUACAUUCCAUUCUGGUGAUUAUCCUAAAUAUGAAAUUAUGUGUAAACCAUUCACUGGUACUGUUCAUCCAUCUGAAAGUAUUGAAUUAACUAUUUCAUUUAUUGCACGUUGUACUACUGUAUUAAAUGAAAAAGUUCCUAUUACAAUACGUUAUGGUCAAUUACAAAAUAUUAUUAAAGAAAUUAAAAAAGAAAAUCCUGAUUUAAUACCUCAAAACUCACAAUCAAGUCAAAAUAGUGAAAGUGAUAAUAAAUCUCAUUCUUCUUCAACUAAUGGAUCUUCUUCUCAAAAAAAUUCUCAUACUUCAUUAAGUACUCAAAAAAAUACACCAUCAGGAAGUGGUAAAUCAGGAUCUUCUCAUGACUCUGAUUCAAAAAAGAAAAAAGGAAAAUCUAAAGUAUCUAAAUUCCAUGUUUAUUUAAGUCUUCAAGUUGAAUCUGCUCUUUCUACUAAAUUAGAUUAUGAAGAAAUUCAUUUACAACAUCCACCUAUUGGUGGUGGUACAUUUGGUAUUGUUUAUCGUGCUGAAUGGAGAAAAGUUGAUGUUGCAGUUAAAGUAAUGAAAAGUGAUUUAGUAGAUAUGAUGGAUUUAUUACCUAAUUUUAUGCAAGAAGCAGAAAUGAUGGAACGUAUUCGUUGUCCAUAUAUUGUAAAUUUCAUUGGAAGUGUUGUUACAUAUGAUACAUUAUGUCUUGUAACAGAGUUUUGUCCAUUAGGUUCAUUAAGAAAGUUUAUGAAAACAAAUCCAAUGAGCGAUUUUUUAAAAAUAAGAUUCUGUCAAGAUAUAGCACGUGGUAUGGAGUAUUUACAUGAAAAUGAUAUUCUUCAUCGUGACUUAAAAACUGAUAAUGUUUUAGUUUAUUCUAAAAAUCCAUCUGAUCCAAUUACUGCUAAAGUUACUGAUUUUGGUACUUCUCGUUCAUUUAUUGAAUCAUCAAGUAAAAUUGCCCUUCAAAAUAUUGGUACACCUGUAUAUAUGGCACCAGAAAUUAGUAGAAAAGAUCAAAUGACAUUAAAAUCAGAUGUAUAUUCAUUUGCUAUUUGUAUGUUAGAAAUUUGGUUAGGAAGAGAUCCGUAUAAUCCAACAAAAUUCCCUGAUUCAGAAUCAAUUUUAAGAUUUGUUGGUGCAGGAAAAAGACUUGAUAUUUCUGAUGAUUGUCCAUUAAAAAGUAUUAUAGAACAAUCUUGGCAACAUAGAUCCUCUGAUCGUCCUACUUUCAAAGAAAUAGUAAACACUCUUGAAACUGUUUUAAAGAAAAUAAUUGAUAAAUCAAAAUCAGACUCUAAUAACAAAAAUCAGUCUACUUCUAUAAAAACUGAUAGUCAAAUAAAAACUUCUUCUACCUCUAAUCAACAUACUAUUAAUACAAAUACUUCUACAAGUAAUACAAUAAGUAAAACACAAACAGAAGAAAGUAAAGAAAGCCACGUAUCAGACACUGAUUCUAAUUCAUCAAAUAUUGAGCUUUAA